Molecule: messenger RNA, 8001 nt
Organism: Cyclocybe aegerita
Lineage: Eukaryota; Fungi; Basidiomycota; Agaricomycetes; Agaricales; Hemipholiotaceae
Source: the annotation of a GenBank genome assembly
AUGCCUCAAAGCGCGAAGGAGGAGGUUCAGACGACCGCCCUCAUCAAGGGUAUCCUCAACGGAUAUCCAGGAAACUCGGCCAUAUUCCGCGAAUACCUUCAGAAUAGCGACGACGCAGGGGCGACUAAACAGAUCUUCAUUCUCGACGAACGCCAAUACCCGACCGAAUCUCUUCUCGACCCAGUCUUAGAAGACACGCAAGGCCCGGCCCUUAUUGCUGUAAACAACGGCGUCCUGCGAGAUAGCGACUGGAAAGCCCUCAAGAGCAUCCACUCAUCGAGCAAGAGUACGGACGAAACCCAAACCGGCAAGAAUGGGUUGGGGUUUCGGGCUUCAUAUCACCUAACUGAAAACCCCGAAGUGUUCUCGGGCGAGACCCUCAUGGUCCUGGACGCCCACCGCGAAUUCAAGGAAUACCCAGGCGGAAUAUCUAUCAACGUGGUUUCGGAAGGACAUGCGUAUUCCGACCAGCUCGCUCCAUUCAAGUCAGUCGUAAACGACCCCUUCCAGAAAUACGAAGGGACUGCCUUCCGUCUGCCUCUCCGAACCGAAAAGCAGGCAGGACGCAGUCAGAUCAAGCCAGGCGAACCAACCUUGAUCCAGGAGAUACGGGAUCUUCUCCUGGGCUUUGGCUCUGACGAGCUCGAGCAGACCGUUCUUUUCUUGAAAAACAUCAAAACGAUUGAGAUACGCCACAUCAAAGCCAACGGCCUCGAUACGUUCAUUGGGCGUGUGCGGGUUGAAGAUGUUAGCUCAUUGCAGGCCACACUGACCGGGUUGCCUAUCCGUCGUACAACAUUGGAAAUGGCCGACGGUGCAGCCCGUGUUCGCGAUUGGUGCUUCCACCAUAGAGCGUUCGACAAAGCCGAAGCGAGCCGCCUCCUGUCGAAGCGGUUGGGAUACGACAUCGGCGAUGCCUUGACCGCCGAGAAACUAACGCCCAACGUCGACAUCGCCUUCCCACUUUCAGGGGACCCAAUUCACGGAUCGCUCUACACACUCCUUCCCCUGCCCAUCCGGACCGGGUUCCCGGUUCACCUCAACGCCAUUUUUGCACUAACCCCUGACAGACAGAGCCUCAAGAAUCGUCAAGAAAUUGGCCUCCCUCAUUCGAGAGAAAGGCGCCUUAUCGAAUGGAACCGCCUCAUUUUCGAUGAAUACGCGCCGAAAGUUUGGGCCGAUCUCCUCUUGAAAGUCACUGCUAGCCUUGGCGCGUCUGCAUGCUGGACAGCAUGGCCAUCUCAAGAAUACGACAGCGAGAGCUAUUGGGUAGAUCUACCUGGAGCAUUGGUAAACGAAGUCGUUCAGCGAGGUCUCUGCGUCUUCCCAACAAUCGCGAAACCCCGUUUUAUAUCCCUUAGCGAUCGACAGACCCUCAUCUCACCAACAAAUCCCUCCGUAUCCUUGGAAUCACUGGCUUCUUUGGCGCUCGACGUUGUCCAGCCACCUUCCCACAUUUAUCAUCUCCUCCAGACAUCCUCUCCUCGGCCUAGCGCCUCCUUUCUUUCCGCUCAGCGUUUACACGAAAUUCUUCUCGAUCGAUCCCCCCGUGUAUCGUGGCCAUCGCUGGGGAACAAGGACGUAUUCCGCGAUGUCAUGGACUACCUCGUAUUCUCGUCGUCGAUACCGAACUACUCGCUCAUCAUCGGCUUGCCGUGGUUCUACCUUUCCAACAAGCCUGCCGGCCUUAUCGGCCUAACUUCGAAUGUACACGAGCAGAAGUAUUUUGUUCCCGCAACUGAAGAGGAGGCAUCACUCUUUGCGAAGCAUGACUGCUUAAUUUCCUAUGACUGCAUGUCAUCCCGUUUGCGCAACGUGCUUCUGUUGCCCGACUCGAGCAAGUACCUGAACGUCGCGCCCCUCAACCCUAUGGAGGUUAUCUCGUACUUAAAGGUCAAUUCAAAUCCUGAUGUACCUUGGGUGAUCAGGUUUUGGACCUGGCUCGAACGCUGGGAGAAAAGGAAGUUGUUUUUCAAACGAUUACUCGCGUGCGGCGGUUCUCUUCCCCUCCUGCCCACCGCUUCCGGGGCUGUCAGGAAAGUGUCCGACAAGAUGGUCUCGUUCCAGGACACCGAUGAUGCAAGUGUCGCAUCCUGGAAGACUGUCGGAGUGUACGGGCCACAUUCCGAUCUCACGAAUCAGGUGGUAGCAAUGCUACGUGACCAUUCCUUGAUUGUUAGCCCUCGUUCCCCAGAUUACAUUCCACUCCUCCUUCGAUCUUGCAACCCCACCCUCAUGUCCGGGCUGACUCCCACGACGUCGUUUCGCGACUCCUUCUACAACGGAUUGCCACCAUAUGGCGAAGUCUCGCCCUUGAGAAAAGAAGACAAGUAUGUUCUUGAAAGCCUCCCAAUCUUCUCGGUGCGGGACCCUACCGACGGACGCCCAUCUUUGGGCUGUGUGAACGGCUCGCGGAUACACGUUUCCAUACCGGAUCAGGAGUUCCCCCUUCCUUUUCUACUUCGUUUUCCGCCCGUCAUAUACAUAGACACCAACGACUACAAGACGAAGUGUCUGGCACAGCUUCUUGAGCCGAUUGCGCCAAAGGACACGUUUGGCUUACUAACGCUUGCCAUCGACCACUGGAAUGAUCAGAACUUCGACCUGCAGGGAAAAUUCGUCGAGGAGAUGGUCCGCCACUGGUAUCGGCUUCCAGCUGGCCUAAAAUCAAGGUUGAAAGAUCUGCCUUUCGUGACUGUCAACGGUCUCGACAAGCGUGUUAAACCACAUGGUCUAAUUAACCCUAAAUCUUCUCUCAGAAUCUUGUAUACUGGAGAACCUGGUAAAAUACCUUCUGGUCGCUUUGAAGAGGAUGACUACAUCGCAGUAAUGCAGAGCGCAGGAUUCUUCCCAUCGUCUCUCACGGAGCGUGUCGUCUCAGAACGCCUCGCCUAUCUCUCUUCCGCCCCUAGAAAUGCAUACACUAUCGAGAAGUCCCGCCAUCUCUUCGAGCAGCUCAAUCAAAGUUGGAGUCAAGCAUUCUGCGAUGCCGUACGCAGUCAUCGCUCGUCCGAGUGGCUUCCAGCUGCUUCCGGCUUGCUAGCGCCACAUGCUUCUCGCGAUGACUAUGUUGGCGAGAACGCCAAUCCUCACUUCUACGAUUUAGCACUGACACUGCUCCAGAAGUCCAGCGCCACUUCGAGAGGGUUACGCACUGCGCUAGGAUGGUCGGAUACCGUUCCGUUUGGCAUUCUAGCUGACCAGCUCCGUCUCACGAUCGAACUGUCUCAUAGCCACCAACGCGUUCGGAGACUGGAAGACAUGCUCCAAUAUCUGAGUGCUCUUUUCGAACGCAAUCAUCUCUCUGGUCGCGAGAUGGAAAUUUUACGCGCCGUUGUCGCGGACAAGUCAUGGAUUCCCGUUUCUUAUACCGAGACAGUUCCGUCAAGAUAUGCCCUUCUUGGGGAAAGCGGACUCAAACCGCCGUUCCGCCCAAUUCGACAACUCGAAAUGUCCCGGUUUCUUCGACAGAUGGGUUGCCACGACCAACCUCUUACUGCGACACUACUUGAUGAACUGAAGAAGCGGCCGAGCCCGCAGCCUUCCGAAGUGGAUCUUGUGGUUUCACUAUUACACGAGAUUUCGAAAUCCCCCAGCAAUGUCGAUCAAUCACUUCUUUGGGUUCUCGGGCGCGACCUGCGCUUACAUCGAUUCGAAGAUGUGUACUUCCCAGACGUUCAUCAGCUUUUUGUUCCAGAUGCAUUGAAGGAUAAAGUUGGAACUCAUCAGGCUAUAUCUCGCACACUGGCUGACGCCUUGGAGAUUCAAACUCUCAGCGCCCUUAUUCUGCAGCUCGGGGACUUGGAUGACUCGGAUGAUGAAGAACAGAUGUCGGAAGACCUCACAGGACGCAUCCGAGGCUUCCUCCGCGAGUAUGACGAGCGCUAUGCAUUUAACGAGUUUCUAGCAAAUGCCCAUGAUGCCGGCGCCAAAAAGUUCUCGAUCGCGAUCAGCAAUCCCUGGCCCCCUUCAACCACCACAAACGGUCUUCAGGUUAUUUCGCCGGAAUUUAGCGGCCUUCGGGGAUGCCAUUCUUUGAUCUUGCAUAAUGAUGCACUUAUGAGCGACGCGGAUUUCAAGGGUCUGCGACAGGUUGGCCAAGGUGGAAAACUCGACCAAUUGGAUACCCAUGGCAGGCAUGGCCUUGGAGCCUUGAGUUUUUAUUAUUUCAGCGAUGUUGCAAUCGUACUCUCAGGCAAAUAUGUCAUGAUAUUGGAUCCAUCUGCCAGGUAUUUGCCGCGUACACGCAGAGGCGGGAGGCGUACCGCAUUGAAGAGAACACUCGAGGAAAUGAUCAGCUCGUAUCCCGAUCAGCUCGCCCCAUAUGAGAAUGUUUUGGGAUUCUCCGUCAAGGAGCGCCACUACGCAGGGACAUUGUUCUGUCUCCCUCUAUCAUCGACAACACGGGAUUGCAGGUCAUUUAUUUGCGAACGGCCAUGCAAUCUUGCUGCCACAAUUGCCCACAUAAAUCAAACAUAUCGAGAGCUUGCUCGGAAUGCGUUCUACUUUACUCGCCUGGAGCGUAUUUCAGCAUGGGACGGCAUUCAACCUAUUUGGGAAGCAUCCGCAAGUCGCUCCGCAGUCCGAGAGCUCCAAGAUAGUUCGUUCACCCGCGAGGACGUCCGUAUCAGUUCGCACCAUACGGGAACCUCGACAGAAAGUUGGAUAGUUGCCACUUCUACGGUUUCUAUUCCGAUUGAGCACACCUCCACCGCGCUUUCACUUAAGCUCGGUCCGCAGAGUAAGUUGAAAGUUCAGUUGGCACUUAGAUUGCCUUCUGGAUCCAAUAUCGAGGAGCGCUACAAUACUCCGAAGGACCAUUACCUUUUUUCAACCCUACGUCUACCCAAGACGACAUCCCUCCCAUUCCAUCUUAAUGCCCGCUUUGCCAUCUCUUCGAAUCGUCAGAACCUUGUGUUCGCCCCACCUGAUAGUUCCGGCAAGCUGGACGCGAAAUCAAGCUUUAAUGCGUGGAUUCUCGAUGUCGUCGUACCGCCUCUAUAUCUGGCCACACUCGAACACCUCAUUAGCAAAGCGGAGAUGCGGCGCCAAUUCUUCCGCAAUGUAUGGUGGUUGAUUCACCCUCGCGACGAAAUUUCCAAGUUGGUUUCCGCCAGCUUUUUCAGACAUUUGCCAUCAUCGACAGCUCGGCUUUUUGAAGCUACUCGUAGCGAGGGAACUUUGCUCUCGUUCCAGGAAAGCGUGUUUUCGAUUCAUGAGCCACAGGAGGUGUGCGAAAUAUUGAAGACGAUCAAGAUACCCAAAGUUGUGACCUUACUUCGUCGGUUACCCAUCGUUCACAACCUCAAGGACAUCAAGUAUAUGAAGACUAUUGACCCCCCAUUCGUGAAAGGGGCCUUACUCGGUGCCAUACCAGCUGAAAUUCAACGGGGAUCCGAGUGUGAUGGCCCGACGUUUGAAAAGCAGAUCAUGGCAACUCUGGGGUACAUACGAGGUGAACCACCCUUUCCUGGUUUGCCUCUCGCAAUUUUAACCUCUGGAGCACUCGUCUCCGUUCCGGGCAUGAAUGACCCGCCUAUCUAUUUUUCCGAGCGAUCGCACGCAUCUUUGUUCCCGACAACCAGGUUUUUGAGAGCCAGCUACGACUCUGAGACUAUCCGAGCUCUCCUUGAUGAUCUGAGCACUCAUAUUCUCGAAUUGACCCAAGAUACCGUAAUGCCGCUCUUCAUACAGGAAUUCGAAGGCCUUCCGGACGACAAUGCUCGACGGCGACUGCUCGAAACAUUCUGGAGCUUAUACAGCACCCUCCCCGGCCCUCCAGAUCUCUCCAGCAUUGAGCAAUCCGAUUACAAGGUUGUCCAAGGCGUAUCACGCAACUUGUCGCUCAAAGAAUGCCAACCGGGUCAGAUCUUGCUGCUCAACAACGCCGGGAAGCCCCCAGAGUGGAUUCUCGCCGCUUCCCAGAAGCUCGGAAUCGAGACCGUUAGUGUCAAAAGCAAUAGGUCGCUGAGAGGUUAUCUCUCGAAACGUUUUUCUGAUGACAUUUUUACCGACUUCUUGAAGUGCCUGGAGACAAUUGGGGUUUCUCGCAUCAAUGGGACCAUAACCGAAAACGAGCGGAAGGAACUUCGUGCUGGGAUCGCGUCUCGUCUGUCUGAUUGGCGGCGUUGUGAUCCAGGGGUUAGCAAAGGUUAUCUUCGCAGUUUGAAGCUCUGGGAAUCUUGGUCGACCUCCGGUGAUCAAGUCUCUUCUGCUGAUGAGCUAGUCAAUGCAAUCCUCCCGUCAUUCUUUCCGCUCGCCUCCAUCAAGCGUUAUCUUGCCCCAGGACAUUCUAUAUCAGAGUAUUCUUCUAACCUCACGGAAUUCAUUGCUUAUCCGCGCCCAAGGAAGCGAAAAGCAGCACCUACAUUUGUCAUGUCACCCGCCGACAUGCUGAAAGUCAUCCGUUGGCCUGAGCGGCUUUCGGAGGAGCAAGAAGUGCAUGCUUUCAAGGACUUCCUCGACAACAUGCUUGGAUUCAGCCUCUGUAGUUUUCCAUCGAAAAGUCUGUACGUCCCAGACACCGAUGGAGUUUUACGACUUUUCAGCGACCUGUAUGACCACAAUGUGCCACUCUUCUCAACGACUCUCGUAUUCACUGAAAAUUCUUCUUUUAUGCACGAGGAGUUUCGCGCCACUGGAAGACUUUCUAUGAGAGCUGCACGCCAGCUAGGACUCCAGCACGAAGUCACCUUGCUGACUUUCCAACGCUGCGCACAGACCGUCCAACAGGCGUUCGAGAUGCACCUCCGAGGUCAGGAACAUCCAACACGCACCGAAGUCACCAACAUGGCGAGAAUCACCUUCAAUCAGUAUUGCACUGCCCUACCCUCCCUGCUCAUGACCAACCGCGGUGCAUGGAACUCCCUCGACGAGAUUUCUUUCGUUCUUCGUGACGACUCUCGGCGGCGAGGUGCCUCUUACUACGUCGACCCGUACUGCGGCCCUCGGCUCAGUUUACUCCUGCCGCCAUCGAGGUUCUUACUGCGCAAAUACGAGCCAGUUGCGUGGACGCAGAGGGCAUUGUUCCUUGAAGAUGAAGAGCCCGAAGAUGAUAUUUUAGCUGUACACAGAAAUUUGGGUGUGCCAGGCAUCUCCGAAGUGGUGGAGCAUCUUCGAAUCCUCGCGACGCAGAUUGGGCUAGAUCACCCGAAGGACCGAACGCUUAUCUUCGAUCUAAAGGCCACGUAUGAAUGGCUUAACGAACGCGCAGAUCAGGCGGGCCAAUAUCUGGCCCCCUUCGUUGACGAGCGCUUAUUCCUGAACGUCGUCGACCCCAUCGAGGAUACCUGGGAUGGACAGUGGUCCGCGGCUAGCGAGCUGGUGCUGAACAUGCACUACGAUACAAACAGAAAGAAGCGAGUCAACAGCUUUCUCCGCAAGUAUGACGCACUCCUGCGGGCGGCUGGAUGCAAGACUUUGAACCUCCAGUCCGUCAGAGAGGAGAGAUUGGCACCAGCAACUACUGGAACAUCUUCACAUUUGAGAGAUGCAUUCGACAGGAUGCGAAAGGACGGAAUCUUCCUCGACGUCAUGUUCGUUCAUGCACCGGAUUCGCCAGAGACAGAGGGGUUCCAGAUUCCUGCACACAAGGCAUUCGUCGCUGCGGCCAUUCCGCAUUUCCGGGAGAUGACAUCCCAGGGACUUGAUGCGAAGGAGGGAAAGUUCGAAUUUGAGGGGACGAAGUUUGGAGCAGAGGCGCUGCUUAAUUUCAUCUACACUGGAGAUUUCCAAAUAGACGCACCGGAAGACAACGCUGAGGCCUACAUGAUACUCUUGCGCGAUCUUCUCGAGCUGCUGCCGAUUGCCGACAGGUGGGGGAUGGAGGAAAUGAAGGCGAAAAUUGAGUGGUCCAUCAUUCACAAGUACGACAUGAUCCAGCGACUCCCUGAUUCGGAGGCAUUCAAUCUGAUAUCAGAGGAGGCAAUAAAAUAUCACGCCGAUGGGCUCAAGGAAGCGUUGGAGGAAUUCAAACGCAAGAAUGGCGAACUUUUGGAUUAG